Messenger RNA from Vespa velutina, 4713 nucleotides. Its product is annotated as slit homolog 2 protein-like. The record is from RefSeq and is a predicted model, not a curated record. The transcript is spliced from 6 exons. Gene Ontology annotation, cellular component: plasma membrane. Gene Ontology annotation, molecular function: protein binding. Bases 1048 to 4005 code for a protein of 985 amino acids. NCBI's taxonomy places the organism in Eukaryota, Metazoa, Arthropoda, Insecta, Hymenoptera, Vespidae.
GCGCUUUGUAACUAACGUCAGUUUAUUUUCUUUUCUUUUUCUUUUUUCUCUCUCUCUCUCUCUCUCUCUCUCUCUCUGUCUGUCUCUUCUUUUUUUUACCUUUUUAAAGGUAUUAAACUGCGCGUUAUAGGCGCGUUAAAAAGUCCACGUUAGUAUAGUCGUCUUCUUUCUAAAACUAGUCUCUAAGCUGACCGCUAAUCGCAAUUAGCUAAUAACGACAAAGGAGAAAGCGAGGAAAAACGAGUCGUUUCUACCUCCUCUCCCUUCCUACCGUCCUCCCUCUCCUCCCUUCUACAAUGACGACGACGACGACGACGACGACGACGACGACGACGACAACAACGUCGACGUUGAGGACGAAGAUGACCAACAAUGAUUUCGUUGAAAACAAAUAUAAAAAGAGAACGGUUUUCGAAAGCUUUUUAUUACGCUCGUUCAUAAUCAUAAUUCUCCUGCCAAAUCGCAAAUGGCCCUAAGCUAAAGAUAGGCUCGUCAUAGUCAUAGAGAUAGAAAGAAAGAGAGAGAGAGAGAAAGAGAGAAUUGGUGCUAGUGCAUCGGUGCAAGGGGAAUCUACGACGACCUUGGCCUUACGAGUUUAUAUAACGAGGAAACGAGCGAUACGCGAGCUCAGUCGUGCCAAGGGUGAGGGAUCGGGCAGCGAGUUCUUUCGUUUGCUUUUUCACCGAUAGAUUUUGAGAGGGUGAAGGAAAAAAAAAAAGAAAGAAGAUAAAAGAAAAAGAAAAAGGAAAGAUUUGCUCGAUAAAUCUCAUCGUCAUCGUCGUCGUCGUCUUUGUCAUCAUCGAAAUGUCCGAAAAAAAAUCGUCCUACGACGAUUUUAAAUUUCGAAGAAGGUUGGGAUGAAUCCUUAGGGAAAGGGGAUCUAUCUAUUUAUCUAUCUAUCUGUCUAUCUAUCUCUUUGCCUGUAUUAGUUCAGUGUAAGUUUACGAAGGAUUAAAAAAGGAGUAGAAGGUUUUAAGGGAUUGAAGAUUAGCAGUGAACACGCUAAGACACACCCUCCUCUAUCAAAACCUUCGUAUUUAAAGUUGGAUGAUCAUGACAACGACGACGACAAUGUCGACGAUGAUGACAAUAAUAUAUAUAAUUUUUACAAUCCUCAAUCUGAUCGUUCAGAUUAAUUGCAAAUGCAGUUUAACAUCUAAUGUCAACGGUGAACAAUCUAUUGCAUAUGCCUGUACUGAUAGCGAAUUGAGCGACCUCGAUGAAAUUUCAAACGAGGCCGAAUGGAUUGAAUUUUCUGUAUCCCGAAUACAUACAAUACCCGAUGAUACAUUUUCGAGAUUCCGCAAUCUCAAAAGAUUGUCAUUUUAUAAUUGCCACAUAGAUUCAAUAUCUCGUAAUGCCUUUCGCGGAAUACAAUUGUUGGAUUGGCUUAUAUUCUAUGGUACCAAACUUCAUGUAGCUAGGACCGCUUGGUUUCAACAUUUACCAAACCUGAGGAAACUCAUUUUGCAUAGAUGUGGAAUAGUCUACAUAGAAGCGGACGUUUUUCGAUCGCUAUCAAAAUUGGAAAUAUUAAGUUUGUACGACAACGAACUCGAUUGUAUUCCUAUUGACGAAUUAACAUUCCUCAGAUCGUUGAGGAGCAUACGAAUAAAUGAAAAUCCUUGGUUAUGCGAAUGCAAACGAAAAUUAGAAAGAUUCUUUCGCGAGCGACAUAUUUUCGAAAAUGUUGGAACUGAAGAAAAAAUUAUGCCUGUAUAUAAAAGUUCGCGACAAUGUAUGGAAAAGAUUAAUAUUUUUGUUAAUUCGAGACAUCCGACUAAUUCGAAUACAAAAAUUUUGGAAGAAGGAGGAGAGUUUCAAACCUCGACACUUCGUUCGUUAGACCGUCUUCCAGAUAAAACAACCUGGAUCGAAUUGUCCGACCUAAAGUUAGAUGUAAUUCCGUCCUAUACGUUUUUCCGGUUUGGAAAUACCUUAAGAAGUUUGGAAUUUCGCAAUUGCAUUAUCGAAAAAAUCGAACCAAAUGCAUUUGCUGGAUUAUACAAAUUGGAACGUUUGUCGUUCGUUAAUAAUGAUUUACCAAGAAUAGAAACUAAUUGGUUCCGAGAUCUCGUUAAUUUGCAUAGAUUGAUCAUCGCAAGGAAUGAGAUAGAAUAUAUUCAUGAAUAUACCUUCUGGCAUUUGAGAAAUAAUCUUAAAUAUCUUGAUAUACGUAAUAAUCAUUUACGUUGUUUAUCGAUCGAAGAGAUUAAAAGAUUAAUAAAAUUAGAUAGAUUAGAUGCUACUGGUAAUCCAUGGAAUUGUACUUGUCGUGAGAAUUUGGAAAAAAUUCUAUUGAAAAUGAAUAUUGGAUUUGAGAUAAGCGUUGGUAAAUGUUACGACGACGAAAGUCAAAUAUUAUCUGUUAUAGAAGAACGACAUAGAAAUCAGACGAGCGUAAAAACGAAUUCGAUAACUGGAAGCAUACAUUGGGGAUCGUUCGAAGAGAGUUUGAACGAGAACACAAAUGUUAGCGUAUUAAUACCAGUUACAACGACAAUGUCUACGACCCAAGUAGAAGUAACACAACAAUCAACAACCAAAUUUAUUAAUACCAGUAAUAUUAUUACCACAUUAGAACCUACGAUACACAAUGGAACCUGUACUUUGGAUAAUAAUUCUCAACAAGUAUAUAUUUGUACUGGUUUGACCUCAAUCAAUCCGGUGAAUUCAAUAGAUAUCAGAGCAGAAGAAAUUAUAAUUGUUUUGUCUAAUAUACCGGUAAUACCACCAGAAUCUUUUCAACGUUUCAAGGGUUAUUUAAAAAAAUUAGAAUUUCAUGAUUGCGGAAUCGAAAAAAUUGCGACCGGUGCCUUUAUCGGACUCUACAAUCUCGAGUAUCUAUCAAUAUAUAAUAACGCAUUGGAAUCAUUUAAAAAAGAUUAUCUGAUAGGUCUGACGACGAACUUGAAAUAUUUAAAUCUUUCAAGGAAUCGUAUAUCAAAGAUCGACAAUGACGUUUUUGAUCUUUUCCCAAAUCUCAUCGGGCUCGAUAUUUCCGACAAUGCAAUGAAUUGUAUUGGCAUAGAACACAUAGAACAUCGAUUGGUUUAUUUGAAAUCGUUCAAAGUAAUUGGUAAUCCUUGGAGUUGUCUUUGUAGUGUCAAAUUGACUGAAUUUUUGGAUAAACGAAAUUUGCCAUACGAUAAGAAUACAUUGAUCGAUAAAUCGGAGUGUUAUGGUACACGCGAAUCAUCCUCGACUGUCUCGCCAUCGACACCAUUUUUAACGACAAAGCCAACGUUGAUUAUAACGAGUACAAAAGAAGAAGAAACACCGAGUACAAUAGAAGGUGUUUGUACUUAUCAUAGAAAAGAUAAUAAUGAAUUUACAUACGUUUGUACAGGUGGAAAUAUAUUACUUUUUAAUACGAUUCCAAAUGAGGUAACGGCUAUUGAGUUUCACGAAGGACAUUUACCACGUUUACCUGCUGGUACAUUAUCAAAAUUCGUUAAUUUACGUAAAUUACUUAUUAGAAAUUCUGGUUUAAGUACAAUCGAGCCAAAAGCAUUCGACGAUCUGAAGGAACUUAAAAUAUUGGCUAUACAAGAUAAUCCAUUGACUAUGGUCGAUGGUACCUGGUUGAAUUUGAACGAACUCGAGAGACUCGAUUUACGUGGUAACACGAUAAGAUAUAUCGCACCGCAAUCCUUUCGUAAUCUUUCAAAAUUACAAUAUCUCAAUUUGGAAGGUAACGAUUUGAAAUGCAUAUUUACGAGUGAUAUAAACGAAAUGCCGGAAAUUCAUAUAAUAGAAUAUUCGGGUAAUCCGCUUAAAUGGAAAUGCAGAUUGGAAUUGGAGCAAUUUUUGGAAAUGCGUAAAAUUAAAUUCGUUAAGAUCGAGAAAUCGUGCGAAGGAAAGACAUAUAUGAGGAAUGUACUUUGGCAAAAUCAAUCGGUUUAUUACUACGAGGAGUGUCAGUCGUGUUCGUCAGGUUCCAGAAUCAAAUUCUCAAUGAUACUGCCAAUGUUUAUUAUAUAUUUAAAAUUUUAUCGUUUAUAAAUAACAAACAAGGGCGAUCACGAAAAAUGAAAUGCGAUCGAUAAUCCAAUUUCUGAAAUUUAUGAACGUCCUAUAAGAGCAUACGAUAGUUUCUUAAAAUCUUCCAUAUUGAAAAGUUCAAAGAAUUCGUAUGAAUUUUUCAAGAAUUAGAUUUUAAAACAGAAUCUCGAUCAUAUUGUAAUAUUGAUUAUUUAUUAAUCCAAACGAAAAAAGAAAAAAGAAAGAGAAAAAAAACAACCAUGAUGUAUACCGAGUAUAUUUAAAAAAUAGAAUACUUACAGAUAUUCAACAAUGUUGCUGUAUAACACGCUUAAUAACGUUGUGAUGUUAAUGAUUAUUUAAUUAAUCGAUUAAUUUAUUCUGUUCAUUAGAAUUUUUAAAUAAUUAUUCAUUAAUUAACGGGACCACCGAAAAACUUUAACCACCUUAGUAUAUAUAUAUAUAUAUACUAAAUCUACUUUGUGUGCAGGAAAUCAGUUGAAAGCGUAAUAUAUAAUAUAUUUAUUUACUUAUUAUUAAUCUACUUAUUUUAUUUUCUUUAUUUUAAUAUAUAUAAAUAAAUUUUUUAUUUAAAUUAUUUAUAAUAAAAAAAUGAGAUCUACACAUAUAGAAAAAAAGCUGUGAAAAAAACUGCCUGUUAUAUCGGCCCAUAUACAAGGCCCAAAGUUUUAAUCUAAUUUUAUAUAAAUUAUAGUUUAUUUUUCUUUC